Pseudozyma flocculosa PF-1 is the source of this 1152-nucleotide messenger RNA. RefSeq lists its product as uncharacterized. The record is from RefSeq and is a predicted model, not a curated record. The transcript has a single exon. NCBI's taxonomy places the organism in Eukaryota, Fungi, Basidiomycota, Ustilaginomycetes, Ustilaginales, Ustilaginaceae. Bases 1 to 1152 code for a protein of 383 amino acids.
AUGGACAGCAGCGUCCCCAACCACGCCCGCCAUGAUCCUCCGGACACGGCAUAUCUGCCCAGCUACACCCCUCGUACCCGUGAGGCACCCCCCUCGGGUCCGCCUCCAGCCUACGCCGCCGUCCUAGGCAAGGUCUACCCGUACACCCUCCGACCCGUCAUCCUCUUCACCACCUUUGUCACCUUCCUCUACCUCCUCCUCAUCUCCAUCUCGCAGUUCAAGGACGCCGCCGGCUUCGAGGUAUCCGGCAAGCUCAUGCUCUUCUACAUCAUCCAGGGAUCCCUGCUCCUGCUCGUUGCCUUGGUCGAGGUGCUCGGCUUUGUGGCCGCGUUCCGGUCCAACCUCAAGCUCGCCACCGUCUACUCGCGCAUCGCCCUGCCCUCGUACAUUCUCGUCGUCGCCGCCCAGAUCCUCGCCGUCGUGUCCCACUACACCUGCAAGAGGGACUUUAUCAACGCCUGCACGGCCCAGAACACGGGCAAGCGCGUCAGCUCGGGCGACAGCUUCUGGUGGAACAGCUCGACGACCAGCUACACGCUCUCGGGGCCCGAGGCCGAGUCGUACUGCCAGGACCAGUGGAACUCGGAGUCGACCUGGACCAUUGUCUGGCUCGUCGUCGUCCUGAUUGUGGGUGUGCCGUUUGUCAUGUUCAGCUUCGCCUUUGCCAGGCAGUUGCGCGACCCGGCCUCGGUGCGCGUGCGGGUGCAGCCCGUAUGGAACUGGGGACGCAACAACCACCAGCAGGCUCCCAGCUCGCAGUACGCCCAGGGUCCCUACGACCCGCAGGCCCAGUCGUACGCCAUGGGAGCUUACCCGCCGCCGCCGGCCGGACCGUACGCGCGGCCUCCAGGACCGCCUCCGCCGGACGGCAACGACCUGCCCGACUACCAGCGAGGGCCGCACGUGGGUGAGGACGACUUCAACGACCGCAAGAGCUCGAUCGGUGGCCGGCAGAGCGACGGGUACGGCUACUCGGUCGGCUACGGCGAGCGGCCCGGAUCGAGUCGGGGGGGCGACGCGCGCGAAAACGACGCCGCCAAGGACUCGCAGGUGACGGUCACGCUCGACGACGACGACAAGAAGGGUGGUACGCGGACCAAGACGCGCGACCACGGCGACGACGACGACGACGACGAUGGUCCCAGGGUCUAG